UUUAUUUCCAUGAUUAUUUCCUAUCAUUUACAGAGGACAGCGUUUAUCAAGACGAAGUGGAUUGUGCUUCUGAGAUGCCAGAAUUUGAAAUUGAUCGUCUUGACAACGGCAAAUUUCAGACUGUAGUGCCAGUAGCAAGUGGAUUUUUCUCCUAUAUUAUUGGAACAAAAGGUGCCACCAAAAAGCGAAUUGAAAUGGACACUUUUACACAAAUUCGCAUUCCUCCAAAGGGCCAAACAGGAGAUAUAGUUGUUGUUGGUAAAGAUGUCAAAACAGUGAGACAGGCAAGAAUCAAAAUAGAAUUAUUGGUGGAACAAGCACGGAGGAAGAUGCCUUUUACACACUUCUUGUCAUUGCCCAUGAACAAUCCUUCAGUACAAGAUAGAUUCCUAGAAUUUAAGAGACAAGUGCUUGAAAAGUUUGGUAAUGAGAGAGGCAUUGAUGAAAGUCUCUUUCAAGAUCCUGCAAAGCUACAUUUGACCCUUUGCGUUAUGGUCUUAGCAGAUGACAGGGAACGACGACGAGCCAUUGGAGUUUUAAAUACAUGCCCAGAAAAUGUGUUGAAAAAACAUCUGACUGAGGAAAAACUAAAAGUGGAGAUGAAGGGCAUUGAAUACAUGAAUGAUGACCCAAAUGAAGUUGACGUUCUGUACGGCCAGGUUCACGCUCUUUCUUGGGGUCUGUCUUUGCAGACUAUUGCUGAUUCCCUUGUGGACCAGUUUGUCAAUGCAGGUGUUGUGAACCGUCAGCACGAAAGAGUCAAGUUGCACGUAACCCUAAUGAACACACUCUUCCGUCAUGAAAAAGAAGAGGGUUUAACAGAUAACAGAGUUGGAAAAGAGCGAGAGUCAUUUGCUGCAAAACAGAUAUUAGAGGAAUUCAAGGAUUACUCUUUUGGUGAAAUGGAAAUUACCGAGGUUCACUUAUCACUUCGGCAUACUACUGCUAAUAAUGGAUUCUAUUCUGCAUCUGCAAAGAUUCCUGUAUGGACCUCUGACUCCUCCUAGGUAUAUGUGAUGCAACAAACUGGCAGCAUAAGGAUUCUGAGAUUUUCAUUAUUCUGAGGUUUUUUCCAAGAUGAAGAGUCCAUUUUAACAACUUUAAAAUUUGUUACUAUGUAUAACACAGACCUUUAUUUCAUUAUGUAUGUGAUUGUUAUAAGCCAUUUGGGAUUAAAUUUAAGAUCAGGAAGUUCUUUUAUUUUUUAAAUAUUUUACAGUUUUAGUAUAUUUUAUUUCCAAAUAAGUUACUUUCUGGUAUUUAUACAGUUUUAGUAUAUUUUAUUUCCAAGUAAGUUACUUUCUGGCAUUUAUUGUACAAAGGCACUUCAUUGUAAUACUGUAUUGAUUCAGAUGUUUGCUGUGAUGUGUCAAAUUUAAAAUAUGGUAUUUGAAAAUUACAGCAAAUUUGUGCUAGGGAUGAUUUUUUACAAUAUUUUUCAAUAAAAUUGCCUUGCUUUUUGCUGUCACUUAGACCAAUAUUUUUUUUUUUUGCUUUGCAUUAAAAACAUCAGUAAAGCAUGUACAGCACUGUACUUUUUAAAGAAACACACACAAGAUUAAAGUGUAGCUUUUGCUUCAAGAAAAGAUAUAAACUUUUGUGUGGGAUGUAUUUAUGUCUGCUCAAUACAAAUCAUGUUUCUCUUUAGUCCUUGAUAAUAUUCCUGUGUAAAUUUUCAAUAAUUUUCACUUUUAAUUUUGCUUUCAAACUGGAUAAUGUGUAUUGGACUACAAAGGCCGAUUAUGCAUGCAGAAUUGCAAUAUACGUAUUGCCAUCUGCUGGUACUAAUACCACAGCGUUGCAGCAGUCGGCCAGAAUACCAAGUAGUUUGAAAAAG
Messenger RNA from Macrobrachium nipponense, 1837 nucleotides. RefSeq names its product activating signal cointegrator 1 complex subunit 1-like. Gene Ontology annotation, biological process: DNA alkylation repair; regulation of DNA-templated transcription. The record is from RefSeq and is a predicted model, not a curated record. Bases 75 to 1007 code for a protein of 310 amino acids. Lineage: Eukaryota; Metazoa; Arthropoda; Malacostraca; Decapoda; Palaemonidae. Gene Ontology annotation, cellular component: nucleus. The transcript is spliced from 7 exons. Gene Ontology annotation, molecular function: RNA binding.